AUGAAAGCUGCCUUCAAGUGGCUUGGCUCAAGUACCGAGAACCCCUCGAAGCCGGUUCCGCCCUCCUCUCGGCCAUCUGCUGUUACGACCGCCGCCGCCUCUGUGUCAAGUUCUGCCUCUGGUGGGACGGCCGUCGUCGCCACCACUUCUGCCCCUGCCAGCAGCUGCCGCAUCAGCAGUCGCCAGAAUAUCCACCGCGCUGUCAUCGACAACAUUCGCAGAAGUCCCAACGCCGUGGCCUCUGAUAAUUCCAAAAAUUGUUAUCGCGUAUCUUUUGACUCUCCUAGCCGAGUCCCCUCAUCCUCUCCCGCCUCUACGCCUCCAUCUUCUUCCCCGUCCCCGCUGCUUCAGUCGUCGCUCUCGUUGUCUCCCACCCCUCAGCCUGCGACCCCCCACUCAUCCUCGCCUGACGACGCCCAAGGGAUUGCCUUCGCUCACGGCCACCCGUUCAAACACAUUGACGACGACCACAGUUUGCCUUCUUCACCCACUUCACCUGCCUCUCGGCAAACAUUGGCUUCCUCGACCUCGUCACGCAUCCCAGACCAGCCCUCUCCUACCCAUCAUCGCCUUCUUUCUUGCGAUCGAGGUAGUGUUUGGACCUCUGCAGGUGGCGACGACGAUCACCUUUUUCAGAUUGACGAUCCCACCACCUUUUCUCCGGAGCGCUCCAACGUCGGAUUUGAUCCGGAUCUUGAUCUUGACCUUGCCGUAAACAACGAAGGACCUUCCAUCGCCGCUGUGCCUGCUUUAGAUUUCGACAUUGACAUGACUUCCGGUCACUCUUUCGAAUCGGCCAUGGGCCGCGGCCGGCAAGACUCAUUUGUCAGCGCUGGUCCGAAGCCUAUUUCCAUGAUCAACCCAAACCGCGACCCCAACCGGAACCGCCGCGAAAGUCUCGCCAAUAGCCUGAUGGGAGGCGGCAUGAGCUGGGGAGGUUUGUCUGUGAGCAGUUUCAUCCGAGACGAAAUGAUGGGUGUAUCGAUGGGCACGUCGCCUAACAUAGCACACCAAUCUCCAUCUCUUCACUCCACCUCUUAUCUUCCAAAGAUGGAGGCCAACUUCAUGCGCGAUUUCAUGUGCUGUGACCGGGUCUGGCCCACCAUGCACGACCUGUUGCAGCAUUACGAGGAAAGCCAUACCCGCCAGGCCCCUUCAUCUUCCCGACACAUGAGCGGUCCGUCGUUUGCUACGCCAGGAACCAACCAGCGCUCUGCUGCAAACCAGCAUCAUGGGUCUGCAGCAAACAUGGGUGUUACAGGACAGUCAAGCCUUCAGGUUCUGCAACAUGCAGGACAGAUGGGGCAGUCUAACCGAACAGUAUCUCCCAAUACUGGUGUUGGCCUUGGUCUAGGCAUUGGUGUCGGUGGCUUUCAGCAACUGAUUAGACAGCAAGUUCAGCAACCGUCGACUCAGCAGCAGCAACAGAAUCAGCAACAGCAGCAACAGCAGUCGACCCCAAUCGCUCCUAAGCAUCAGCAGCUGUCGCACUUGAAUGAUGAGCUAGAUGCCGUGGGAGACAUGGAGAUGGACGACGCCGUCGGGCCCAUGGAUAUGGAUGACAACCAGCGAACAAUCCAGCAAACGAGACAGCUUUUUGGGCAACAGCGACCCCAGCUAAGCCUCAACAGCCCUCACCAGGCGCUGCGCACGUCUACCCCAACAACGCCAGCAGCAGCGAAUUUCGGCUUUGCAAACAACCCUACUGUCUCGUCUGUAAAUACGCCUACCCUCUCCACCCAGCAGGGCUUUCCGCAGCGGUCCCAGAAUCAAUUUUCCCACGAAUCAUCACCUGACGACAUGGAUGAUGAUGAAGUCCCUGGGAUGCCUAUGAAGAUGAAUUUAGGCAGCAUGAACCUCGAUGGCAACAAUUUUGGCAUGGGCUUUGCCAACAACCUCGGCGGUAUUGACUUCAGCUGCAUCAAUGAUCCUGCAAAGAGCCUUUACAGCCCCAGCGGCGCGUCCACACCACAACUCAACCAACAGCUUGCUCAGCAACUUGCACAGUUUAAUAUCGACCAGGCUCAGUUCCCGCCUGGCACAGACACCACGGCACUUCUGCAACAGAUGAGCGCUGCAUUUUUACUGCCUGAAGAGCCGAAGCCGUACAGGUGUCCAGUCAUUGGUUGUGAAAAGGCAUACAAGAACCAAAAUGGCCUCAAGUACCACAAGGCCCACGGCCACGCAACGCAGCAGCUUCACGAGAACGGUGACGGCACGUUUUCCAUCGUCAAUCCAGAGACUUCGGCCCCCUAUCCUGGCACUCUUGGCAUGGAGAAGGAGAAGCCGUUUAAGUGUGAUGUUUGUGGUAAACGGUACAAGAACCUCAAUGGGCUCAAAUAUCACAAGCAACAUUCUCCAGCUUGCGAUCCUGAACUCCUGGCCCAGCAGCAAAACCUGCUUUCGACGAUGGCGGCGACCCUUGGUCAGAAUCAAAUGAACCUUAACCUCGGCGGCAUGUCAACACUGCCAAAUAUCGGCGAGGAGACCAUGAACUAA
Grosmannia clavigera kw1407 is the source of this 2499-nucleotide messenger RNA. Its product is annotated as c2h2 transcription factor. The record is from RefSeq and is a predicted model, not a curated record. The transcript is spliced from 4 exons. Gene Ontology annotation, cellular component: nucleus. NCBI's taxonomy places the organism in Eukaryota, Fungi, Ascomycota, Sordariomycetes, Ophiostomatales, Ophiostomataceae. The coding region runs from base 1 to 2499 and encodes 832 amino acids.